Molecule: messenger RNA, 618 nt
Organism: Cherax quadricarinatus
Lineage: Eukaryota; Metazoa; Arthropoda; Malacostraca; Decapoda; Parastacidae
Source: RefSeq, a predicted model, not a curated record
AUGGGUGUGAAGCUUGGGCUUGUAGCAGAUGAGUCGUGUAAAACAAAUCUUGACAUUACUGACAGUUUUGAAGAAGAACGUUUAGGUGAUACAAAUGGGAUUGAAGAACUUGAUAAGCUUGAUUUUCAGUGUGGAGGGAAGAUGCAUCUCAGAGAAGGUGAAUUUGAGAAGGCUCAUACAGAUUUUUUUGAAGCUUUUAAAAACUAUGAUGAAUCUGGUAGCCCAAGACGGACAACAUGCUUAAAGUACCUUGUUUUAGCAAAUAUGUUAAUGAAGUCUGGUAUAAACCCAUUCGAUUCCCAGGAAGCAAAACCGUACAAGAAUGACCCAGAAAUUUUAGCAAUGACUAACUUGGUUGCUGCAUAUCAGAAUGAUGACAUCAAUGAAUUUGAAACUAUCUUAAAACAAAACCGAUCAAAUAUCAUGGAUGAUCCAUUUAUUCGAGAACACAUUGAAGAUUUACUAAGAAACAUCCGUACACAGGUCCUCAUAAAGUUAAUCAAGCCGUAUACGCGAAUUCACAUCCCUUUCAUCUCAAAUGAACUCAAUAUUGAUGCCACUGAUGUUGAAGCUUUGCUAGUGCAGUGCAUUUUAGACAAGUAAGUCUUAUAUUUUAGU